AGAGCUGCUGCUGUUGUUGCUGGAAGCCACCUGCUGCUGCCUCCGCCUCAUCUUCCAGCUCCAAGCUGCACCUCCCUUUCUGUCUUCGGGAAUCCUCCGAUCUCCUCCUCGCAUUUUAAACACCCAAAGUACCACACCAAGCGGACGCAGAGCUGGACCUCUUCACGCAGGCUCCAACGCACAUUUUUACGCAUGGAAUGACGCGCUCCUUUCUUCCCAGAGGAUCGUGCGAAUUCCACCUCCGGUUGCAUGCUGCCAUCCAAAGCAACCCCAUCAUGACUGAAAAGGAGUGUGCAUUGUGACCCCUGGACCUGCCUGCUGAACGUCAUGGGAUGUGGCACCUCUGUUGCCAUUGAAACACAAAUGAAGCCGUUAAAAGUCCCAGCCCAGCUCUGACGAUAAAGGCGGCUGUUCUGAUUCAGCGAUGGUACCGGCGCUACAUGGCCCGGCUGGAGAUAAGACGGAGGUACACCUGGAACAUCUUCCAGUCCAUUGAAUAUGCCGGGGAACAGGACCAGCUGCAGCUGUCCAGUUUCUUCACUUACAUGUUGGACAACUUCACCCAGCUUCAUGGAAGCGGACCCGACUUGAUCUCCCAGCUGCUGGACCCUGUCAUUGACCCCUGGUUGGAUAGGGAGACCUGCUACAAAACGAUCUCCAUCCCAGAGUCUUACACCGGACCUCGUAUUUCCUUUCCUCUUUCUGUCUCUGAUACAAACGCCCUCCUCCGUGCAUUCAAGGAGCAGCAGAUUCUACAUGCCAGGUAUGUCCUGCAGCUGCUGUACGAGACCAAAAAGCUCCUCAAACAGAUGCCAAAUGUUGUCCAUUUGUCAACAUCCUAUACCAAGGAAAUCACCAUAUGUGGCGACCUGCACGGCCGGCUGGAUGAUUUACUGCUGAUAUUCUACAAGAAUGGACUACCUUCUGCUGACACACCCUACAUCUUUAAUGGAGACUUUGUGGAUCGUGGGAAAAAGUCCAUAGAGGUGGUGAUCCUCCUGUUUGCUUUUCUUCUGCUUUACCCCGACCACAUGCACCUGAACCGAGGAAACCACGAGGAUCACAUCAUGAACCUCAGGUAUGGAUUCACAAAAGAAGUUAUGCAGAAGUAUAAGACCCAUGGCCGUGAGAUCCUCCAGCUGUUUCAGGACGUUUUCAGCCUUUUGCCCAUCGCGACUGUCAUUGAUGCAAAGAUUCUAAUCGUACACGGAGGAGUUUCAGACCAAACUGACCUUGAAUUGCUCAGUUCCAUAGAGAGGCACAAGGUGAAAUCUGCCCUGAGGUUUCCCAGACGCAGUUUGGAGCAGCUCGACAUUGGUCAGUCCCACCGACUGGGCAAAAGAUUGAGAUCGACAGACGGCUCUCGUCCCAGCAGCAGUCGCAGCAUCUAUGAGAGCCACAGAACCCCCAGUCUGAGAAAAAGGAGAUGCAAGCUCAGCCGACAAGACAGCGGUGCCUCUACUUCCUCCUCAUCCUCUUCGUCGUCCUGUUCUUCACUCUGCUCUCCUCGAACUCCCUCUUGCAUCUCACCCCAAACAUACCCAUCGUCUCCCAGCACGCCUUAUAAUGUGCUCCAGGUGCCUUUCCUGGACUCUCUCUCCUCUGUUCCACUUCCAUCGCCUCCACAGCAGGAACUGGAAUGAAAACAGAUUGUGGACAUAUUGUGGAGUGACCCUAAAAGUCAAGAAGGCUGCAGCCCCAACACGUUCAGAGGCGGAGGCUGCUACUUCGGCCCCGAUGUUACUCGUAGAUUGCUGCACCAGCACGGACUGCAGCUGCUCAUCCGCUCCCAUGAGUGCAAACAGGAGGGCUAUGAGAUCUGUCACAACGGACAGGUGAUCACCAUUUUCUCAGCUUCAAACUACUAUGAGGAGGGAAGCAACCGUGGCGCUUACAUCAAACUGGGCAAGGAGCUGAUUCCUCGCUUCUAUCAGUACCAAGUCAGCCGUACAACCCGGAGGCUUACGCUGACACAGAGAGUUUGUGCAGCUGAAGGCUCCGCUCUCAGGGCUCUAAAGGAGAAACUGUUCGCCCAUCGAUCUGAGUUGAUGACAGGCUUCCAGCAGUACGACCCCAAUGCAACCGGUUGUGUGUCAGUCGGCGAAUGGGCCAAGGUACUGGCGUCUGUUCUAAGACUGGACUUACCCUGGCGGACACUUCGUCCACAUUUAGUCCAUCUGGCACCAGAUGGCAGCGUUGAGUAUCAGUCUUGCUUUGAGGAUGUGGGAACAGGAGCUCAUCUGCCUCAGGUCGCUCCCAAUUUGGCCGAAACUCUCUUCAGAUACAGGACAGACAUCGAGAUAAUUUUCAACAUCAUAGACAAAGAUCAUUCAGGUCUGAUCUCCAUCGAGGAGUUUCGCCACACCUGGCGCCUUUUCAGCGCUCACCUGGGGGUGGCUAUUGACGACAGAGCCAUCGAUGAGCUGGCCCGCAGCAUUGACUUCAACAAGGACGGCAGCAUAGACUUCACAGAGUUCCUGGAGGCCUUCAGAGUGGUGCACAAGCUGGACAUUAAGGAUCAUCAGCUCAGUGAAAAGAUGGACAAAGAGAAAUGUGCAUGAAAACAGGGAAACAUAAAAAGGGCCGGGUAAGAAGAGACGUGUUAUAUCCCGUCUACCAUUGAACAGUGACUAUGUACAGUUUCUUAGAUGUAUUACUUGAUUCUGUUGAUUGCUGCCACCGACUCUUGUUGGCUGCUUUUUUAUUAACGCCUUUAAAUAAAAUGUAAAAUACCUUUUGAAAUACAGUACAUGCAAAACAAAUAUACUUUUUAUGUUUUAAAGUUGAUUAUUAUCAAAUUAUUAUCUAUGUAUAAAACUCAAACUUGACCCUGUCCCUGAAAAAAAGUCACUAUGAUAAUUUUAUUCAGGGUUUCAAGCUUUCCUAUGGUUCAUAUGGAUUUUCUCAGUGUAGUUUCACAAGUUUGUUCAGUAUUUAUCUGAAUAAUGUGCAAAUGUAUUCAAGCUUUCUUAAUGCUAUGAUUUUCUUGACUAUUUUUUUUUCAUUGAUUAACUGUAAACAGAUGUAUAUCUUGUUUAUAUUUAUUAUUUUAUUUAUACCUUUCCAUAAUCGCUGUAUUACUUCUUAAGAGAAAAAAAGAUAUUGUAUUAUACAUAAUUGAGGGGAAAAUGCAUAUAAACAUACAGUCUAAUACAAUUUUAAAUGCAACCUGAGAAAUUCAUUUAAGCAGGUUCAAGGUGUUGGUUUGAAUCUUCUUUUUUUGUUGGCUGUUAAGUAGUGUGCAGCAUCUGUAGUUUUCCACAAAAAAAACAACUAAAAUCUGCAAAAAUUAUAGACUUUUGUUAUUGUUUUUCUCAGUAUUACAAAGUUGCAAUUCAGCUCAUAUCACGUUUCCCACAAAUUAAUAAAAUAGCUUUUCUUUAUACCAA
Molecule: messenger RNA, 3389 nt
Organism: Fundulus heteroclitus (mummichog)
Lineage: Eukaryota; Metazoa; Chordata; Actinopteri; Cyprinodontiformes; Fundulidae
Gene: ppef1
Product: protein phosphatase, EF-hand calcium binding domain 1
Exons: 19
Biological process (GO): detection of stimulus involved in sensory perception
Cellular component (GO): cytosol; nucleus
Molecular function (GO): calcium ion binding; iron ion binding; manganese ion binding
Source: RefSeq, a predicted model, not a curated record